Gekko japonicus is the source of this 2544-nucleotide messenger RNA. RefSeq names its product interleukin 17 receptor A (gene IL17RA). The annotation marks the transcript as partial. The transcript has 12 exons. Gene Ontology annotation, molecular function: interleukin-17 receptor activity. The record is from RefSeq and is a predicted model, not a curated record. Lineage: Eukaryota; Metazoa; Chordata; Lepidosauria; Squamata; Gekkonidae.
GGUCUACACUGCAUUGUGAGAAACAGUACUUGCUUGGAUAAGUCCUGGCUUAAGGUUUCAGAAUGGACUCCCUCAGCUCCAAGAUCUCUUGAGGUCCAUGCAGAUGUUCUCCCUGGUGAAGGGGGAGAACUGCUUCCUGUGCUGAAUAUACAGUGGAAGGUGGCAACUGAUGGAAGUAUUCUACUCCUCCGAGGAGCAGAAUUAAACGUGCUGGAGGUGAGCACUAACCGGCAGGUCUGUGCUCAGUUCGAUUUUCAGACCAACCUUUCUCACCAGGUCAGACCAGACAAUGGACGUCGGUGGAAUUUCUCCUUCAACCACUUUGUGGUGCAGCCAGGUCAGAGAUACCAAGUGACUGUCCAUCACCUGCCCAAAUUAAGCACUAGUGGAGACCAAAAUUGCAUAAACUGGUCAUAUACAGUACCAGGUUGCAUGGAUCCUGCCAUGAAAAUGACGGCACCAUGUCUGCAAAUAGGUAGCCUGUGGGAGCCAAACAUUGAAGGAACAAGGCUAGGUGAUGAUUCUGUUAUGGUGAGCUUUAACCCAGCAAUGGACCCAGCCAGUUACCACAUCCAUGUGACCAGUUUUCAAGAUGAAAAGGAAUGCAAGACAGGCAGGAAAGAGAUCUCAGAGGAAGGGCUGCAACAGCGGCUGAAUGUCACCAUUGAAAUAGAGAGAAACUUGAAGGCUUGUUGCUCAUACAAAGUGCAGAUCCAGCCAUUUUUUGCCUCUUGUGACACGGAUUGUCUGAGGCAUUCUACUUCCAUCCCAUGUCCUCCUCCUGAUUCCCUGCCUAGAAAAAGUGAUGACAGAAUGAAUAGAACCGAUUCUUCGGUAUGGGUGUCCUGGUGCAGCACUCUCGUCUGCUUCUUAUUAGUCGGGACUAUCGUUGCUUGGGUUUUUUGCCAUGCUUGGAGAAAGAAAGGACCACUUUCUGGAACAAGCAAUAAUGAUGGUGCGCACCAUGGUCUACUGCAUGUGUCACAGCCUGCCCCGCUCCUGAAGCCCAGCAAGGUUUGGAUUGUGUAUUCUGCUGAUCACAAGCUCUAUGUCGAUAUCGUGAUAAAGCUGGCUCAGUUCAUGAUCACGGAGUGUGGAACUGAAGUGGUCUUAGACCUGCUGGAGGAGCAUGAGAUUUCCAAGGUGGGAGCCAUGCGCUGGCUCACCCGGCAGAAGCAAGAAAUGGAAGCGCGCUCCUCCAAGAUCAUCAUCCUGUGUUCUCGGGGUACGCGAGCCAAGUGGCAGGCCAUGCUUGGGCAUAAGGAAGGGUCCGUCUCUCUCAGACAAGAUAACCUGCUGCCAAUGGGGGACAUGUUCACUCCUGCUCUGAAUCUGAUCCUGCCCGACUUCAAGCAGCCGGCUUGCUUUGGCACAUACCUGGUCUGCUAUUUUGAGGGCAUAAGCAAUGAAAGGGAUAUUCCAGACCCAUUCAACGUCACCUCCAAGUACCAGCUGAUGGACAAGUUUGAAGAAGUUUACUUCCUGAUUCAGGAUAUGGAGAAGUUCGAGCCAGGGCGUGUCCAUCAGAUUCCAGAGAUCUCUGCCGAAAAGUACGCCGAAAGCCAGAGCGGCAGGAAACUGAAAGAAGCAGUGCAGAAGUUCAAGGAAUGGCAGGCCGAGCAUCCCGAUUGGUUCGAAAAAGAAAAUGCUGGCUGUGCAGGAGAGGAUGACCUGCAGUCUCUGAACGGGGAGCUCUGGGAGGACUUAACACUGGACGAGGGGGGGAUUUUGAAACAGCAGCUACUUCCACGGGAGCCUGACCCCGACAGCUGUUGCCUGGUCAGCCUCUGCAUCAAUGAGGAUGAGGUUGGAACCUGUCAGCUGCUACCCCAGCUUCUUCCACAAGAGCAUCCAGCAUUCCAAACCUUGAUCAUUCCUGCAGAUGACGAGACUUCUCCAGUCCAGGUAGUAGAGCCAGUUGAUCUUGCAAAAGAAAGAGAGAUAAUCAGCCAUCAGCUGUUGACCAAUGAAGAUUGGCUGGAAGGAGGAGACCCAGUACUGGAGACGAGCAUGCCAAGGAGGAACAGCGUUGUUCUUCAAGAAGAACUGUCCUCAGAUGCCCAGGCACUACCAGAUGAUGUGAGGCAACAGUUGGAAGGACUAAUGUUUUCUCUCUACCACCAAAGCAUUGUGUUUUCAGAACCACCUAUCUGCCAGGAAAUUAUUAAUGAACAACAGCCGCCCCUAAUUUUUGAGGAUAUGUGCAAAGAUCAGAGGCAGUCCAUGCAAUCGGACCAGGGUUACAUUUCUAGAUGUUCUCCUUUGCCUUCAGAUGGCCCUGUUGAAGAAGAAGUGGAGGAGGAAAAAGAUCAAGAAAGCCACAGAGAUGCUGAGCAUCUCUCUCCAGACGUCUUGGACAGUCUAAAGAGUCUUCAGCAGAAGCUGUUUUUCCAGGACAUUCAGCAGAACUCCAAACAAGGCUACCCAUCUCAAUCUGUUUCUAACCUGUUCGGCUGUUGGCCUGUUUUCAUGGUUGACAAACUCUCCUUUCUACCCAGUUCUAGCAGCAACCUUCUGUCUUUUAGAGAUUCCACCAUACACUAA